UUCUCAGUGGAGCUUCAUCUUUGAUUAUUAUUAUUAUUAUUUUUUUUUCUUUCUCUGUAAUGGAGUCUCUCUCACGUCCUCUUCACCGGAGAAAACUCUCAAAUGCUAAUGGAUUUUCCGGUAAACACGCUUACGACGGCGUUUUCUCCGGCCACCGUCCCGCCGGAGCUCCGGCGGUUAACGUUGAUGAGUACCGUGAGAUUUUUUCUACCUCUGGUUCUUCGAUUCCGGUGCUUGAUCUUUCUAAUUUCGAUGAAUCGUCUGAUGAAUUGAAAUUAAAACCGGAUUAUUGUAACAUUUUUGGUGGAUUUCGUGAGCAUGAUAUCGCUAUUUCGUAUGAAGAAUUGGUUGCUCGCGAUAAAGCUAGGGCUCCUUCGUCAACAAGCCAGAGCUCUGAAGAUCCGGGCGAUACGUCUCAUCAAUCUUCUGAUGCUUUGAAGCAGUUUAACAUGUCAUAUCACAAGAUCAGCCAAAGGAAUAAAAACGGGUUAGAUGGAACGACACAUGUCACACAAUUACAUGCUGUACCUGGAUUUACGUGUUUCAUUGACGAAUCAGCUUCUCAACCGAAUAACGAAACUGUGAAGCAGAAAUCAUCUUCAACGAAUAACGUUAAUGUCAACUCUAGCAAGCAGGAUCUUCCUGAGAAACAGACCACAAUAAAUAACGUUAAUGCGAACUCCAGCAAGCGGGAUCUUUCUGAGAAACAAACUUCACAAAGGCGUGUUGAAUUUAGUAUACAUCAAGAGGAAUCUUUAUCCGAUGCUAGAAAUAUCAAGAGUUUCGAGGCCGAUUUCGAAUCACAUCCCGCUAAAGUAUCAUCAUCACCUGAAUCAAAGAAGGAAACAAAGAAGCAGAAACCGUCUGCAACAAAUAACGUUCCGUCAUCACCACCUGCAGCUUCUCAACCAAAGACGGAAACCGAGAAGCAAAAAUCGCCUGCAACAAAUAACAUUCCUUUAUCAACACCUGCUGCUUCUCAACCAAAGAAGGAAACCGAAUCGUAUCCUUCUAAAGUAUCUUCACCACCUGAAUCAAAGAAGGAAACAAAGAAGCAAAAUCCACUUGCAACGGUUGACGUUCCGUCAUCAACACCUGCUGCUUCUCUACCAAAGAAAGAAACUGAAUCGUAUCCUUCUAAAGUAUCAUCAUCAUCAUCACGUGCGACUAACUUGGAUGAUCAUAAAGAUUAUCGAAAGAGAUCAACGGCUACAAACGAAGAAUUUCCUCGUACUUGCUUUGACGAAGAACUUCAUGUCAAUCCUGCAGCGGCUGCUUUGAGAAAAGCUAUAGAAAAGGCUCAAGAAAGUAUACGAAUCGCUAAAGAAUCAGUCGGAAAAAAGAAAGACGGACUUAGAGGGUUUUCAAGCAAAAGUUUCAAAGAAAGCUUGAAAGCUAAAGUAAGAGUUGCAAACGUAAAUGCAGAUGUAGAACAUAAAGAAAAGGAUCAUAAAAAUGGAAGCACGGUCGUAUUUUCAGACUUUGAUGACGGUGAGAAGCUUUUCGGUGCGAAAAAGGGUAUAAAUGAACUACAUGAGAAAAUAUCGGAAAGGUCUCCUUUUGUGUUUAACAAUAAUAAGACGGUUUGCAGUUUGAAACAAGUUGUUGGUGAAACAGAAACUGAAUCGGUUGAGAAUAAUGCGUAUCCGCGGAAGGAUGAUGAGAGACCCGAUGGUUUUCUUGUACUUGAAAGUUGUGAAAAGAAACACGGAGAUACCGUAUCCGACAACUUAACCGUGUGUCAAAAGGUGGAAACCAAGACGGAAGUAUCCCAAACGUCUGAUCAAAACGGUUACGAGAAGAAAUUCAGUGAAGAAUCGUUUGAAAGUUGUGAAACGAAACAAGGAGAUUCGUUAUCCAACAACUUAACCGUGUGUCAAAAGGUGGAAGCCAAGAAGGAAAUAUCCCAAACGUCUGAUCGAAACGGUUACGAGAAGAAAUUCAGUGAAGAAUCGUUUGAAAGUUGUGAAACGAAACAAGGAGAUUCGUUAUCCAACAACUUAACCGUGUGUCAAAAGGUGGAAGCCAAGAAGGAAAUAUCCCAAACGUCCGAUCGAAACGGUUAUGAGAAGAAAUUCAGUGAAGAAUCAUUUGGAUUAUUAGAAAAUAAUACGCACGAGUAUCUUGAACAAGAACAUGAAGAAAAAGUAGCAAGUGCGGAAACGCAAGAUGAAGCGGAAAGCCAUAGCGAAGAAGAGAAGUUUUACGAUGUUUGUGAGGCGGAAACGAUUAAAAAAGCACAAACGUAUGCUUAUAGCAGAGAAACGAAUGAUCCGUCUCAAAAAGCGGAUUAUGAAAAUCACGAGGCAGAAGAAACUUACGAGAAUUCAUCAAGUGAUUAUGAUGAUGCAGAAGAGAAUGAUAAUGUGAUCGAUGCAAGCAAUAUUGUAGUUGAUACAGAAGAGGCCCGCAAAGUUGACCAAAAUUACGACAAUGUGGAAUCAGGUCAUGAUAAUGAUGAUGUCAGCUCAAGUCACCGGUUCCAGGUCGAAUACGAAAAAACAGUAGAAAAAGAAAAAUUUGAAAACAUUUCUUCAGAUGAAACAGAAGACAACAAGGAUGAAUGCGAAGCAAAGUCCGAUAAUCUGGAAAACUGCGGCGUUGCUGAUGUGGAUUUUGGACAAGACGAUGUACGAUUUACAUCCUCUUCGGACACGAUACAUGGUAUGGAGAUAGAAGUUAAAGAAUACAAAGAAAGAGAGGAGACUUUCGAGAAAGAAGAAGAAAACAACAACGUCCAACAAUCUCAUGAACGAACACCUGAAAUUAGAAUAGAAACGGAUACAGGAACACCACAAGAACCUAAGGAUGCAUGUAGACAAUCCGAGCCAAGCAAAGCGGCACACGACAAAGAAGAAAGGGAGCGGGAGAGAAUAAAGUUAGCUGUGGAAAGAGCGAUCCGUGAGGCUCGGGAACGCGCGUUUGCGGAAGUUAGACAAAGAGUAAUUGCUGACACUCAAGAAAAGGUCACUAAAGCGUCUAUUGAUAAAACCUCCGCGCAAUCCAAACUUAAAGCCGAACGCGCUUUAGUAGAGCGAGCUACUGCGGAGGCUAGACAACGCGCGUUAGAAAAAGUUAUGAAAACGUCUCAGCCGAGAACACAAGUUAACGAGACUAAGCAAACUUAUUCUACAAGUCAAACGAAUACCGAGUCGGCUUUGAGAAGUAAAGCAAAGUUAGAAAAACAUAACAGGAUUAUGGAACGUGCGGCCAAGGCUCUUGCGGAGAAAGAGAAGCGCGAUCUGCUUGCUCUUAGAGAACAAGCUGAGAGAAAUCGGUUAGCAGAACAUCUUGAUGCUGAUAUCAAAAGGUGGUCAACCGGGAAAGAAGGGAACUUGCGUGCAUUGCUUUCAACCCUGCAAUAUAUUCUUGGAGCGGACAGUGGUUGGCAACCUGUGUCACUGACGGAGAUCAUAACCACCGCUGCGGUUAAGAAGGCUUACAGAAAGGCGACUCUAUGCGUGCAUCCUGAUAAGCUGCAACAAAGGCGUGCAAGCAUUCAACAGAAGUAUAUAUGUGAAAAGGUUUUCGAUCUUUUAAAGGCAGCUUGGAACCGAUUUAAUUCAGAAGAAAGAUAGCCUAAUGUUUGUUACCUAACCGAUCUUGAAUUAUUUCACCGUAUAGAAAUCUUCUUGAAGUUAUGGUAUUUUUUUAGUCAUUUACCAAAUUUGGUAGAUAUUGUUUGUAGCUUGUAUGACUGUAAGAGUGCAAGUGUACAUACAUUUUAGUUUUCGUUUUCGUUUUGAACGAUGAUUGUUUGUUGAAGCUGCGAACAUAUGAUAAAUGCAUAGCCUUUCGGUUUACAUGGCUGAUA
Molecule: messenger RNA, 3814 nt
Organism: Helianthus annuus (common sunflower)
Lineage: Eukaryota; Viridiplantae; Streptophyta; Magnoliopsida; Asterales; Asteraceae
Product: auxilin-like protein 1
Exons: 6
Coding region: 60-3578 (1172 amino acids)
Biological process (GO): clathrin-dependent endocytosis; clathrin coat disassembly
Cellular component (GO): intracellular membrane-bounded organelle; cytoplasm; vesicle
Molecular function (GO): clathrin binding
Source: RefSeq, a predicted model, not a curated record